Didymodactylos carnosus is the source of this 1164-nucleotide messenger RNA. The record is from the annotation of a GenBank genome assembly. NCBI's taxonomy places the organism in Eukaryota, Metazoa, Rotifera, Eurotatoria, Philodinida, Philodinidae.
AUGCUAUGCAACGCGUUAGUACGUCUGUCAAAUGAGUUAUAUAAUCAAAAUGGAAAACAUGAUCAACUGGAAAUAAAACAAUUUAUGAAACAAGAUUGUACGAAAUUAACUGGAAAUGAUAUUCAAGAAAAAUGUGUUCAAGCUGUUGAUUUAUACUCUGCUGAUAUUUAUCGUCAUAUUGUUGCCAAAACUGAAUUAUCAAAAAUUUGUGCCUAUAUUCAAGGUCAUGAUAGUCUAUCAUCAUCAUCAGCAAUUGUUAUUCCAUCCGUAGCAGCUGAUAAUACUACAUGUGUAAUGUGUGAAUUUGUUAUCCAUAUUUUACAAGAAUUUUUAUCGGAAAAUUCUUCAGAAAGUGAAGUUGAGAAAUGGUUAGAAUAUGUUUGUCAAUUAAUGCCUACAACUAUUCGUUCGGAAUGUCGAUUAUUCGUCGAUUCUUAUGGUCCGGCUAUAAUCAGUGUUCUCGUUCGUGAUUUUGAUCCACCCAGUGUCUGUAAAAAGAUAAAAUUAUGUUCGUCAUCUGAUAAAAUACUCACCUUAAAAGAAAAUCAUUCAUCUCAUAUUGAACGUAAAUUUCCAUUAAUGCCAGCUGAUAAAGAUUUAGAUUGUGUAAUAUGUCGUUAUGUUCUCACUUAUAUCGAUACCGUAUUACAACAAAAUAAAUCUGCUGAAGCUGUUGAAAAAGCUCUUGAAUUAGUUUGCACAAUAUUAUCGGGUAAAAUGAAAGAACAAUGUGACACGUUUGUUAAAAGUUAUGGUCUAAUUCUGGUAGAAUUAUUAGCUGAAUUAGAUGACCCAAACGUUGUUUGCCAAUGGUUAAAUUUAUGCAAAAACAACAGUAAUUCACCUUCAGUUGUAGUACCACCUUCUUCACUAUCAGCCUCGGAUUUAGAAUGUUCAAUAUGUAAAUAUGUCUUGAAUUAUUUGGAUAAUGUAUUAAAAGAUAAUAAAUCGGAAGCAGCUAUUGUCGAUGCUCUGGACAAAGUAUGCACAAUACUACCGGAUAAAGAAAAAAAACAAUGUAUAAUAUUAGUUAACGCGUACGGACCAUUAUUAGAACAACUUCUUGCAGAAUUUAUAGAUCCAACCAUAGUAUGUGAAAAGUUGAAAUUAUGUACAAAAAUCGAUGAUGACCAAUAUCAUCUUGUACCGGUGAAACAACAGUGA